AUGUUUUACAUUAUAGUAAUAUUCUCACUUUUUUUCUCAGCGUAUGCACAAAUUGACUCGAGACCAGUAAUUCAUUUACCACCGGCUGUCGCCGAGGUUGUGAAGCAAAUAACCGCGGACUGUUUGGCAGAGACAAAAGCUGAACCAGAAGUGGCGAAACGUUUCUUUGAGCUCAAAUUUGAUAAAGAUGAAAUAAGCAAAAAAUUUUUAUAUUGCCUUACCCGCAAAACCAAUUACGUGGAUGAAGAUGGCCACUUUAACGAUGGCCUCAUAACAUUGUUUGAUAGUAGCGAUCGUAAAGAAGAUGUUCAGAAGAGACCUGUUGUGCCCCUGCCCACUAUCGUCCUUAAUGAAGUAAAAAAAGCAGCAUCGGAGUGUAUUAAAGAAACUGGAGCCAACAAGGAGGUUGCCGAUAAUUUCUUUAACCUUAAUUUCAGUUCCGAUUUACCGAGUAAGAAGUUUUUGUACUGCCUCUGUCGCAAAACGAACUAUGGCGACGAAGAUGGCCAUUUAAACGACGGUCUACUAACUCUCUUCGGGGAAAGUGAUCGUAAAGACGACGUGCAGAAGGUUCUUGAAAGCUGCAACAAGACUAAAGGCAAGACUAACGUUGAUACCAUACAUCAAACGGUUAAAUGCUUUUACAAAAAUACCCCGGUGUUACUGGUAAUAUAA
This is a messenger RNA of Parnassius apollo (apollo), 675 nucleotides long. The record is from the annotation of a GenBank genome assembly. Lineage: Eukaryota; Metazoa; Arthropoda; Insecta; Lepidoptera; Papilionidae.